This is a messenger RNA of Saccharomycodes ludwigii, 1992 nucleotides long. It is a transcript of the gene VPS72, whose product is annotated as Vps72p. The record is from RefSeq and is a predicted model, not a curated record. Gene Ontology annotation, biological process: chromatin remodeling; regulation of DNA-templated transcription. The coding region runs from base 1 to 1992 and encodes 663 amino acids. Gene Ontology annotation, molecular function: ATP-dependent H2AZ histone chaperone activity. The transcript has a single exon. NCBI's taxonomy places the organism in Eukaryota, Fungi, Ascomycota, Saccharomycetes, Saccharomycodales, Saccharomycodaceae. Gene Ontology annotation, cellular component: nucleus.
AUGCCUGUAGAAGCAGAUGACAAACAAACUAAUAACAACUCAAUGGACAAUAUGGUCAAGUCUAGACCUAAACGGCUUAAUGCUGGUAAUAAAUUACAAAAACUAUUAGAACAAGAAAAGUUGGCAGAUUCAUCUAAAUCUUCAACAAUUAGACAAUACCUCAAUAACAACCAAGAAGAUCAUGAUGUAUUGGAUCUAUUAUUUCAAGACGAUGAUGAGGAACAAAAGGAGGAUAUUGAUUUUGUAAUGGGAGAUUAUAUACAAAAAGAUGAUGUUUUCACAGAUUCAGAUAACGAAGAUGAUGAUAAGGGAGAUACUAGAGAGGAAGAUACCAAUGAACGACAACUUGAACAAGAGCGUAAGAGAGAAAGAAGAUUAGAAAGAAAGGCUAAAAAUAAAAUCCCGGUGUUAACUAAGAGAAAAACAGUUGAUACGAAUGAUAAAAAUAUUGUGCAAGAUACAGAAACUCAGAAGCAACAGCAAAGAAGAACAAAAAGGAGGAGAUUGGAGUUGCAAAGUGCGGAAACUCUAUUGUCCCAAACAAGACGUACAAGCAGCAGGAAAUCGGCCAUCGCUAAUAAAAUAAGAGUAUACGAAAAAUUACUGGAAGAGGAAAAGCAGAGAAAUUUAUUGCAAGAAAAGUACAAGAAAAUAGCAUUAGCCAAAAAGGAAAGAUAUAAAGAGCUAACGCAGGAAGAAAAAUUACAGGAAGCUCUAAAAACCGAAAGCAUAAACAGAGCUAGUUUAAACAAGUAUAAGGAGAUGGAACUACAUAACAAAAAAAAUAGAUUAAUGAUGCAACAAAGGGGCAAAAUAAAAUUUAAAGCUGGGGAGGAAAUUUUAACCAUGUAUAGUUGUGAAUGGCGCGUAACGCCAGUAAUGGAAGUUGAGGAUUUGGAAUACUGGAAAGCAGAGUUGAAAAAAAGAGAAAAUGGGGGGAGAAAAAGAAGACCUAGAAGGAAAAAACCCCUUAAAAAGCAACUAAAAGAAAAAGGAAAAGAAGAAGAAGAAGGACAGGAAAAGCAAUUGAAUGUUAACAAAGAUGGUGGUGAACAACAGCUUUUGAACAAAAGCGAUGUGAUAUUACAAAAACCUGUUAUAAAUGAGGGAAAAGAAAAUAAAAAUGGCGAUAUAAAUUUUAUGGAUGAAACUGAAGUUAAGCAAGUGACUGUGGCGCGUAAUGUUUCGGAAAAUAAUUGCAAACACAGGGAGUUGGAUCGUGAAAACAUGGAAACUUUACAAAAAAAUAUUAUCAUACAAGAACAAGAAUCAUUCAUACAGAAGGAACUAUCAGAGGACCACAAUACUCUUCACUCUCUACCUAAAACAGAAGGGAAAAGUUUUACUGAGAACCCAAAUCCUAUUACCAAAGAAUUGAAUGGAGAUGUAAACGAUGUGUACGAAGAAUCACCCUAUCAAGGUCCAGAACAGCAGGUAUCGAAGAAUUUUAUAUGGUUACAUACUUUCCUACCUCAGCCAACAAAUCAGGAAACAACCGAUAUCAAAGCCUUUUUAUUUGGUCAGCCAGUUAAGCCUGCUUCGGCCAUUAAGGAAGCAUUAGAAGAUGAUUUGGAAACAAUAAUACAUUCAAAAAAGCCUACCGAUCAGGAUAAACCCAAAAUCAGGCAAAUUUCGAUAAAAGAUGUGGAAACUAUUCUGGGAAACUUUCCUCGAUUUGGCGAAUAUGAUAAGAAAAUUAAACAUUCCGAUGUUGUACAGCAUCAUAAUACAGAAACUAUAGAAUUGAAAACAAAGCCGCCAAGUGGUUUAUUUUUGCCCAAUGGACAAAGGAAAAAAUGUUUGUUUAGUGGUAAAAACGCACAAUAUUUUGAUCCGAAAUAUGGUAUUCCAUAUUCUGAUCUAGAAUCCUAUAGAAUGUUACAAGAAAUGAUAGAUUCGCCUUGCAAGAUGCAAUGGUUUGAGUUUAAGAACGGUGGGAUUUUAUUGAACUCAAGCAUAAAACCCGCUAAGGGUUGUCCAGAAGGGUUUUAA